AUGGCAAUAAAAAAUACGAUUACGUUCCGAGCACUACAGCUCGCAAAUGAACAGCGAAACGCAUAUGGUUUGAGAUAUAAUGAUUUCGAGCGUUAUAGGAAGCAUUGCGCUAAUAGGACCCAUCGUCUCCGGUCUUCGCUCAAAAUGACCCAUGGAAAGGGCCGCGAAUUCAAAAAGUUACCUCCACUGACCACCGAUAACAUCGAGGAUGGACAUUUACAGCUCCUGCUAUACGAGGCAGAACGGGCCUGGGCAUACUCUCAAGAGCUUACGGCCCAAGCCUCGUUACCCUCUACCAAGGACCACUCAGGGACCCUCCGACACAGCGCGACAGGCCGUUUUCGCCGUGCUGUCAACUGGUCCACACAACUCUUAUCACACUGCCAGGCAUUAUACUCAGCCUCACGCAUAUCCACCGAAGGUCUUUUGCAAAUCACGAUCUACACAUUAAUCUUAAACGGCAGGUUCCUGCGCUAUCGUUACGACUUUGAGGACGCAUUGAUCCAGCUCAGCGUAGCUAGGAGUCUUCUGGAUGAGCUUGCAGAUCGGGCGGCGACGAGCAGGGAUCAGGCUUUGGCAACGCUCUAUGCCGAUGAUAUUGGCCCCGAAAUUAGGUACUGCGCUCAUGAACUGGGACGAGAAAAGGCAUACGAUGUGGACGGUCUUGUGGCGGAGCUGUCGUCGAAGCAUAAAGAAGAGAUGGUAGAUGGAUGCGGAGCGUUGAUCGAUAAGUUCAGGCAAGACGGCGCAGCGUCUGAUAAGGUGGAGGCAAGGAAGAAGCUGGCAGCAUUAGACUGGGAAGGUCAACCAGUACCUGUGCGCAAUCCUGAGCUGGUCGACGUGCUGUUCAAAGUGCAGGAAGCCGAGUCGAAAUUAGAUGCACCUCGCGAACAUGAGAAUAAGGGGGAGACUAGCACUUUGGAAGAAGGAAAGAAGAAAGUUAGGCAAGGGAAAGGGCAAGGAUCGAAGAGGGGCGUGGCUGCCUACGAUGCCAUUCUUCUUGCUCUAAGUGACGCGGAAGACGUCGCAAGAAAGCUGGUGGAGGCCCAACAGCUGAGUGGCGGCUCUUCAUCAACCUCAGCUGCUGGCACCCGCGACAUUCAUUUCGUCCACGCUUAUAUCGUCUACCAGCUACUUUCGAGACGAAUCCAGCGCGAUCUGCUCUUGAUCUCAACCCUCCUCAGCUCCCACCACUCUCAGGCUGCAUCAGGCACUACCACUUCCGGGAAAACCAAAAUCAAGCCCGGUAAAGAACACGUCGACGCUCGGCUAUAUCCUGCCAUAGUCAAGAUCCUAGACACCAUCAUGCAAAGUCUGACACAAAUGCGUGAUCUAAGUAUCGUGGACGAAACUCCGGAUCUCGCGUCUGCAGUUGAUGCCCGGUUGACGUUUACCAAAGCAAGGAGAUGCUUGUAUCUAUCGCAUUGCUAUGUGGCAGUGAAAAAAUAUGGCGAAGCAUUGACUUUGAUACAGCACGCCAAUAUCCACCUACGAGAAACUCGUUCAACGCUAUCGAUAUCCGACUCUGAUCCCAUCACAGCCGGAAAUCCAGCAUACUACCCUCUUUCUGAUACUGAAAUGGACGAGUCUGACCAUAUCCUAGCGCAAGACGGGCAUGCCUUCAAGAACGAGUGGUUUGCAUACAACGGUGGCACCGUGGCGGGAGAUAGCAAGACAUACAAAAAACCACUGUUCUUCGAUAUCGCGCUCAACUAUGUUCAGCUGGAUAUGGAUCAGUUACAACGUAGGGCAGGCAAAGCACCUGCGCCCGCUGCGGUUACAGCUCCUGCCCCAGUGCAGGUUGAGCUGGAGAAGAAACAGCCUGUGAAAUCCAGGUUGGAAGAGGUAGAGCGUGCUCCUACGCCUGAACCUCAAGCCCCUGCACGUGGCGGUCUGGGCAGCCUCUUAGGCGGAUGGUGGGGCAGGAAGUAAAUGAAAUGUCACGUAAAUAACGGUGUUAUCUGGCGAGCAUAAUACAAAAAAUCAAACAGGAUUAGGGCGUAUUAUCAUCAUGCAAGAAAAAUUUGAGAUGUACUACAUAGAUUAUAUGAUCGAAAAGCAAGAAACAACAAAC
Molecule: messenger RNA, 2074 nt
Organism: Serpula lacrymans var. lacrymans S7.9
Lineage: Eukaryota; Fungi; Basidiomycota; Agaricomycetes; Boletales; Serpulaceae
Exons: 6
Coding region: 1-1932 (643 amino acids)
Biological process (GO): SRP-dependent cotranslational protein targeting to membrane
Cellular component (GO): signal recognition particle, endoplasmic reticulum targeting
Molecular function (GO): endoplasmic reticulum signal sequence receptor activity; 7S RNA binding; signal recognition particle binding
Source: RefSeq, a predicted model, not a curated record